AUGACCAAAAAAAGGAGGAACAACGGGUGUGCCAAGAAGGGCAGCGGCCACAUGCAGCCCAUUCGCUGCACGAACUGCGCCCACUGCGUGCCCAAGGACAAGGCCAUUAAGAAAUUCGUCAUCCGCAACAUCUUGGAGGCCGCUGUCGUCAGGGACAUAUCCAAAGCAAGCGUCUUCGACGCCUAUGUGCUUCCCAAGCUCUAUGUUAAGCUGCACUACUGUGUGAGCUGUGCCAUCCAUAGCAAAGUAAUCAGGAAUCGAUCUUGA
Messenger RNA from Phodopus roborovskii (desert hamster), 267 nucleotides. RefSeq names its product 40S ribosomal protein S26-like. The transcript has a single exon. Gene Ontology annotation, cellular component: cytosolic small ribosomal subunit; ribosome. The record is from RefSeq and is a predicted model, not a curated record. The coding region runs from base 1 to 267 and encodes 88 amino acids. Gene Ontology annotation, molecular function: mRNA binding; structural constituent of ribosome. Gene Ontology annotation, biological process: translation. NCBI's taxonomy places the organism in Eukaryota, Metazoa, Chordata, Mammalia, Rodentia, Cricetidae.